Molecule: messenger RNA, 2238 nt
Organism: Oryctolagus cuniculus (rabbit)
Lineage: Eukaryota; Metazoa; Chordata; Mammalia; Lagomorpha; Leporidae
Source: RefSeq, a predicted model, not a curated record
UUUCUCUCUAAGCAUUUAUUGACCGAGCCUGCGAUUUUAAAAUGAGUGCGCUGGUGCCUGACCAAGCCCAUACGCAUGUGACUGCGCUAUUUGCUCUUUGCAAAGUCCUCCCAGAGUUUUGCAGAGAGGUCUGUACUUUGGUCCUGCGCCUGCACAGACCUCACACCUAGGUCCCAGAGCCAGGCCCACCCCCACUCCCGCCUCUGACUGGGAGGUGAGCACGCUUUUGGGUCACCCUCCCGACCAUGUUUUUCCUCAGUCCAGGCUUGGUGGCUGUCAUCUGUGCUUUCAUCCUGUGGAUCUUUGAUCGAAAGAGGAGGGAGACUCAGGCCAGGGCUGAAGCUUGCCCCAGGGUGGAGGAAGACUUGAAGGACAGCACUGACCUCCAGCAGGUGGAAGAAGAUGCCGAUGAUGUGGAGGAGCCUGAGGAGAAUGUGGAACACAUCCCAUUCAUCCACACCCGGUAUUCUGAGAAGGAAAUGGUUAAGAGGUCCCAAGAAUUUUAUGAACUUCUCAAUAAGAGACGUUCGAUCAGGUUCAUAAGCAAUGAGCAGGUCCCUAUGGAAGUCAUUGACAAUGUCAUCAAAGCUGCAGGAACAGCCCCAAGUGGGGCCCACACAGAGCCCUGGACCUUUGUGGUGGUGAAGGACCCAGCUGUGAAACACCAGAUCCGGGAAGUCAUCGAGGAAGAGGAGGAAAUAAACUACAUGAGAAGAAUGGGGCACCGAUGGGUGGCAGACCUUAGGAAGCUGAGAACCAACUGGAUUAAAGAUUACUUGGACGAUGCCCCUGUUCUGAUUCUCAUUUUCAAACAAGUACACGGCUUUACUGCAAAGGGCAAGAAAAAGGUGCACUACUACAAUGAGAUCAGUGUUUCCAUCGCCUGUGGCAUCCUGCUAGCUGCCCUGCAGAAUGCAGGACUGGUGACCGUCACCACCACUCCUCUCAACUGUGGGCCUCGUCUGAGGGCGCUCCUGGGCCGCCCCGCCCAUGAAAAGCUGCUGAUGCUGCUCCCUGUGGGGUACCCCAGCAAAGAGGCCACGGUGCCCCACUUCACACGGAAGUCCCUGGAUCAGAUCAUGGUGACUGUGUAGGGAGGAGCCCCUCAGGAGACACCCGUGGAUGCCGCCUGGCUCCUCCCUCCAGCUCUCUCCUGCCCCUCUCAGCCCUCCUGGCUGCUGUUUCUUGGGUGUCAGUGUCCUGAGUGCACCAUUUCACAGGGUGGCUACUCUGGUGUCAAGAAAGCUUCCCACGCCGUCCAGCACGCCGGGCCAGAUAUGCCUCAUUUUCAAUGGACCGCCUGAGUGGGGAACAAAGAGAACAAAAGAUCCUUGGCUAUGAGCUUCUGUUACUCAUCCACUUUGCAAACGUAUGAACAUUUUUACCAAGAACUCGCCUUGGAAUUCAUUUUUAAAAUCACUCUGGAAAAGCCCUGGUGACGUUGCUGUUACUUCUUUAACAACUCAUAUGGAGUCACAUCUCAAUAUUACCUCCGUGAGUCGUGUCCAUGAGCCAAAGGUGGUCGCGGGUUGUAGGGGUCAAGCACUAGAGCAGCCUAGGUUCCCACUCCUGCUCUGCCAGGCUUCUCAGGGGGGAAAAUCCUCAUUUCUAUGGUGACCUUAGGUGGAAGUAUAAAAUGGGGUUAACCAUACUUCCUCCCUCCAGUUGCUCUAACAAAUUCUCAGAAACUUGGAGACCUGGGGCUUGUGAACAAUAGAAAGAGUGGGCCGCAGACUGCUGACCUUUCAUUGCGUCCUCACAGGUGGCAAGAGGGUCAGAGGAGUCGCUGGCAUGUCUCCGUAAGGGCACCAGUCCCCUGCGCAAAGGCUUUGCUCAUGGGACCUAGUCACCUCCUCGCAGCCUCACCUCCCGACACCGUCAUGUCACACUGGGGUUGGGAAAUUUCACCGUGAAAUUUGAGGGCACCCAUGUAGGCCACUGUGUCCCCUCGUGGGGUUGGCAUCCUGCUUGGUACACAGCUGAGGAUAAGGUGACGAUGGUGGAUGCUGUUGCCACCACUGCCAUUGUGGGACAACCCUGCUUUGGGAUCCAGGUGAGAAAGGGACCGAGGUGGGCGAGAGGCUCCCCACCCCCGCAGAAGCCUGGUGGUGGCAGAGAGCUCCCCCGGAGACACUGCCACUGGGAACCUGAAAUCUUGUUUUUCCUCUGUGCUGUUAGAUUAUUUGUAUCUGUUUGCGGGCGUGUUUAAAAUUUUCAUUAAAAAAAAAAUUGGAGGCA